AUGAGCUCUUCGCAGCAGGUGCUCAACCUUGAGCCAGAUCACAAUUCUUCACAGCGCCAUGCGUCUCUAUCUCCCAAUGGCGCAGACGUCGAGAAGCUUACGACAGAAGAGCAAGUUCAACCGAAGAAAUCGGUUUAUGCGGUUGUGGGCAUCUUACUCGGCAAUUUUGUGAACGACGUUGGACCAGCUCUUCAGAAGGGAAAAUUUGUGGACGUGUCGAUUCCGAUCGCCGUCGGACUGUUGGUUAUGAUGUAUCAUAUUCUCUGCAAAGUCAAGUACGAGACGCUGCACCGCAUCUUCGCUCACCGCCAAGUUUGGAUACAACUUGAGGCUUUAGCAUCGUGGCCAACUGGGUUAUUGCACCUCUUCUCAUGGUAUCUUCGACUCGGAAGCAUCUUUGUCGGUUCCUUACUGAUUGUAAAGCUGGGAUUGGCCCGGGCUUUCCUGCCUGAUGAACCGGGCCUUCGACCCGGUCUAAUAUUUGUCGGACUAGCGCGCUGUAUUGCCAUGGUCUUGAUCUGGACAGGCCUUGCAGGCGGGGAUGAGGAGUACUGUGCCAUUCUUGUGGCUGUCAACUUUAUCCUGCAGAUGGUCCUAUAUGCGCCGUUGGCGAUCCUGUUUGUCAAUGUCAUAAGCGGUGGUGGCGCGUCGGAGGUGUCCUACUCCACUGUCGCCAGAAGUGUCGGAGUUUUCCUUGGAAUACCUCUGGGGGCUGCCAUUGCCACGCGCUUCAUCCUGCGGGCUAUCAACGCUAACUGGUACGAAAAAAAAUUCCUCAAGUGGAUCGCUCCGUGGUCACUCCUCGGCCUCCUCUACACUAUCUUGGUCCUGUUUGCGUCUCAAGGGAAGCGAGUCGUCCAUCAAAUUGUCUCGGUUGUCCGGGUUGCGGCUCCUCUGAUCGUGUAUUUCGUGGUCAUCUUCUUCCUGACUCUCAUGAUUACAAAGCGUCUACGGUUCGGAUACGAGCUAGCAACCGCAGCCAGCAAUAAUUUUGAGUUGGCUAUUGCGGUCGCCGUGGCGACGUUCGGCGCUAACAGCGACGAGGCCCUGGCAACGACUGUAGGCCCACUGAUUGAAGUGCCGGUUUUGAUUUCCUUGGUUUAUCUUGUCAGAUGGAUUGCCGGACGUUGGAACUGGAAAGACUAG
Exophiala oligosperma is the source of this 1146-nucleotide messenger RNA. RefSeq names its product arsenical-resistance protein. Gene Ontology annotation, cellular component: plasma membrane. Lineage: Eukaryota; Fungi; Ascomycota; Eurotiomycetes; Chaetothyriales; Herpotrichiellaceae. The transcript has 4 exons. Bases 1 to 1146 code for a protein of 381 amino acids. The record is from RefSeq and is a predicted model, not a curated record. Gene Ontology annotation, molecular function: antimonite transmembrane transporter activity; arsenite transmembrane transporter activity; antiporter activity. Gene Ontology annotation, biological process: arsenite transport; antimonite transmembrane transport.